UUGGCCGGCGUCCGCGGGGCAUUGUGGGCCGCCCGCGCCCUCGCCGCCGUCGCCGCCGCCGUCGCCGCCCGGGACUCGCCAUGUCAAGCUCCCCGGUGAAGCGCCAGAGGAUGGAGUCCGCGCUGGACCAGCUCAAGCAGUUCACCACCGUGGUGGCCGACACCGGCGACUUCCACGCCAUUGAUGAGUACAAGCCCCAGGACGCCACCACCAACCCGUCCCUGAUCCUGGCCGCGGCGCGGAUGCCCAGCUACCAGGAGCUGGUGGGGGAGGCCAUUGCCUAUGGCAGGAAGCUGGGCGGCUCACAAGAAGACCAGAUUAAAAAUGCUAUUGAUAAACUUUUCGUGCUGUUUGGAGCAGAAAUACUGAAGAAGAUUCCAGGCCGGGUGUCCACAGAAGUAGACGCCAGGCUCUCCUUCGAUAAGGACGCGAUGGUGGCCAGAGCCAGGCGCCUCAUAGAGCUCUACAAGGAAGCUGGGAUCAGCAAGGACAGAAUUCUUAUCAAGCUGUCAUCGACCUGGGAAGGGAUUCAGGCUGGAAAGGAGCUCGAGGAGCGGCACGGCAUCCACUGCAACAUGACACUGCUCUUCUCCUUCGCCCAGGCUGUGGCCUGCGCUGAGGCAGGCGUGACACUCAUCUCCCCGUUUGUGGGGCGGAUCCUCGACUGGCACGUGGCAAACACAGACAAGAAAUCCUACGAGCCCCUGGAGGACCCUGGGGUAAAGAGCGUCACCAAAAUCUACAACUACUACAAGAAGUUUGGCUACAAAACCAUCGUCAUGGGUGCCUCCUUCCGCAACACGGGCGAGAUCAAGGCGCUGGCCGGCUGCGACUUCCUCACCAUCUCACCCAAGCUCCUGGGGGAGCUGCUCAAAGACAACAGCAAGCUGGCACCGGUGCUCUCGGCCAAGGCGGCCCAGGCCAGUGACCUGGAGCAGAUCCACCUGGAUGAGAAGACCUUCCGCUGGCUGCACAACGAGGACCAGAUGGCCGUGGAGAAGCUCUCGGACGGCAUCCGCAAGUUUGCCGCCGAUGCGGGGAAGCUGGAGCAGAUGCUGGUGGAACGAAUGUUCAACACGGAGAACGGGAAGUAGAGCCCACCUGGGCCGGACCCAGCGCUGCGCCGUCUGCGAACUGGGAUCAGAUUGCACCUGGCUUGCCAUGAAUCUUUCACUUUUUACCAAUUGGAGCAAGGACGGAUUAUAGAUUUCUGAUUUUAUGUAAGAUUUUGCCUAAUGCAUUAAAGCAGUCACUUUUCCUGUGCUGUUUCA
This is a messenger RNA of Lemur catta (Ring-tailed lemur), 1271 nucleotides long. It is a transcript of the gene TALDO1, whose product is annotated as transaldolase 1. Gene Ontology annotation, cellular component: cytoplasm; intracellular anatomical structure. The coding region runs from base 81 to 1094 and encodes 337 amino acids. The record is from RefSeq and is a predicted model, not a curated record. NCBI's taxonomy places the organism in Eukaryota, Metazoa, Chordata, Mammalia, Primates, Lemuridae. The transcript has 8 exons. Gene Ontology annotation, molecular function: transaldolase activity. Gene Ontology annotation, biological process: carbohydrate metabolic process; pentose-phosphate shunt; pentose-phosphate shunt, non-oxidative branch.